Eublepharis macularius is the source of this 3283-nucleotide messenger RNA. It is a transcript of the gene ZCCHC7, whose product is annotated as zinc finger CCHC-type containing 7. Lineage: Eukaryota; Metazoa; Chordata; Lepidosauria; Squamata; Eublepharidae. The coding region runs from base 89 to 1801 and encodes 570 amino acids. The record is from RefSeq and is a predicted model, not a curated record. The transcript is spliced from 9 exons. Gene Ontology annotation, molecular function: nucleic acid binding; zinc ion binding.
GGAGAGCGAAGGGGGAGGUGCCUAUUCCGGUCGCGAGGGGGUUUCCUGGUCGCAGCAGGCAGCGCUAAUACAACUAUACUUUCCCACAAUGUUUGGUGGCUAUGAUGAUGUAGAAGCGUUUGAAGAUGAAAUUUACUGUGAAGAGAGCUCCAGUGACUCAAGUGUUGACAGUGAAAUAGAAUUUCAUCUUUACAGCCAAGUGCAUUAUGCUCAGGCUCUUGCAGAUGUCAGCGGACAAGAAGGAACUGAAGAAGCUGGACCUCUAGAGAAGCAGAUUCAGAGUUCAGGGAGUAAACAGGAUCAGAAAGAUAACUUUGUAGUAAUUUCAGAUAGCGAGGUCAUUCAGAUUUCAGAUAGUCCUGAUAUCUUCAUCUUGUCUGAUACACCUGAUGAAGAUAGUGUUUACAAAAGCAAACUCCUGAAGCUAACAACCCCAGAGUCUCCACCUGAGUCCAUUUCAGUGAAACCAACUAAAGAUUCUUCUCAGACUACCUUGAAGUCAAAGAGACCGCCUACAGAGAUUUCAAGAAAAGAGAAAAGAAUUCAGAAGUCUGUCUCUUUUCACCGUGAUGGUGUUCACAUGAUCCACAAGAUCCUAGUAAUAGAGGACAGCUCCAGUGAUGAGGAUGGAGAUGCGGCAAGCACAGUCUCUGAAAGUGAUGAUGUGGAGAGCUGGAUGUUGUUGGGAGGUGCCAGAGAUGACACAGACAAAAGCAUCCUCUUAAACCUUAAGGGCUGUGGAAUGUCAGCCACAGAAGGAGAUGGUGGAACAGACUGGACCAUCAGUGAUAAAGAUUUAGAGGCACAGAUUGAUAACUAUGUAACUAUGCGUCGUAGCAACAGAUACUAUAUGCCAGACAAAAAUGUCACUUGCAGAAAUUGUGAUAAAAGAGGACACCUGUCAAAAAAUUGUCCUACUCCAAAGAAAAUUCCACCAUGUUGUCUGUGUGCAGAAAGGGGACACCUACAAAAUAACUGCCCUGCACGAUUUUGUUUUAAUUGCUGUUUGCCUGGACACUACUCAAGAGAAUGCCUAGAGAGAACUUACUGGAGUAAACAUUGUAACCGCUGUGCUAUGAGAGGCCAUUACGCAGACGCUUGCCCAGAAAUAUGGAGGCAGUAUCACCUAACAACCAGACCAGGACCACUCAAGAAGGCCAGUUCUUUUUCAGAACAUUCUGCUCCAGUCUACUGUUACAACUGUUCAAGGAAAGGCCAUUAUGGCUAUGAAUGCUCAGAGAAGCGGAUGUUUGGAGGGACAUUCCCUACUUUUCCCUUUAUCUAUUACUAUGAUAAUGAGUAUGAUAUCAAGAGGAGCAUUCAAAAAGCAAAGAAAAAAGUGCAAGAACUUCAGGAAGCUGGCCUUCUUCCCAUCGCAUGGAAGAAAGCACACAUGGAUGAAAGCCAGAAAGUGCACGCUCAUAAGAAAAAGGCGAAACUGUUGAAAGAACUCAACAAAACAGUGGGUAAACAUCGCAAAAAGCUCAAGAAGUUGUCCCAGGCAGACAGACUCAAAGGAAGGAAGCACAAGAAAGAUGCCCAAAGCCACCCCAACAUAGAGGAGAACUUUCCCAGAGGAGGUUGCUUGAAGUCUCUGAAGUGGAGCAAAAAACACGGCGCUCACCGUGAUCUUUCUGCAAAUGGAGACAAACCAGAAAUCACUGAGGCUUCCUUGGAGGCAGCAAAAAAACGAAAGAAAAAGAAAAAACAGAACUACUCAGUCAGUAGCCCCUCCAGGGAUGAAAGUUUAUUUCUUAUAAAACAGAGAAAAAAGAAAUCAAAACAGAGAUCUAGUUACUGAUCUGAUUGCAAGACAGUAGCUUGGGGAGUGGGUAGGGCUUAGUUUGAGGCGAGGCUUUGACCCCUCCCACCCUGUCCCUGUUAUGGAUGUGGAACUUCAGACCGUCUAAGUGAAGGCUGGGAUGCAGAGAAGCAGAGGGCAUCUUGGUCUGUGAUAGCGAUUAAUACGUUUGUCAGUACGGAUGUGUUUUCUGAGGCAUCUGUAUUUGGAUUGAAGGUGUGUGCGGUUUGGGAUGGGUGUGAGUGGCAAGGCGGAAAGCAAAAGGGGGAAAUGAGUUCUCCUGUAUUUCAUACAGGCUUAUUACGAACUCUAGUGUUCACAACAGCACCAAGCACAUGCAGUUUGUUUGCAUCUUGGCUUUUAUGGAACAGCUUUUUAAACUAGGGGAAAUUUGCAGAGGGGUGUGGAUACUACAAUACACAAACGGCAGCAGGCGUAUGAGUGGUUCAAUGUUCCUUUCUCCCAGUGUAUGCAGUAGAGAAUGUAGAUUGCCCCCUUUUGCAUGAGAUCCUGCAUUGGGAGUGGCUUCAUUCUUCUGUCACUGUUUAUGAGCCAAGCUUUAUGAAAUGCCUGGAAAUCCAUGAUUUCUCAUGACUUCUUAAGAAAAUUGGCAGGGGGUGGAUUCAGAUUGGCACUAUGGAGCUAGGGGGAAAGGGGAAUUUAACCUUUUCCCCCUUGGACCAUUUUCCUUGAUGCAUCUCUCAUACCCAAGUUCCUAGUUGCUCUGCCAGGGAAAAUAGUGUUUACAUCAGAAUAAAGGUUCAGGAGAAGGAGUUACUCAGUGCACUGUGACCCACCCGCCCUCCCAAUCCAAGUGACUUGGCUGACUAUUUCUAGAAGCACACGGGAGAUUUCUUGGGGCUCUCCUGAAGUCUUUUCUGCUUAAUCCCUCAGGGAAUGUAUGAAACAAGCUUGUGGGAAGGGCUCUGCAAGAAGGUUCUCCUUUUCAUCCUGAUUUCUUUUUCUGUCAUGAUGUUUCUGUCUUAUGCUGAUGGCAUCUUUCUGUCUUGGUCUCCCAAUAUGAAGUUUGACAGACUUCAGAGAAGCAUACUCUGUGGGGGAUGGGGGGGUUCAAUGACUGACGCCAAGUGAGCUCUCUGGCCAGCAGCACAAGCUUCUUUUUUCAGAAAUGAAGGGGUGCAAACACCAGUCAGUCUACCUGGUCCAGUGUGGCUGGAAUUCAGCCUGGUAUUCCUCCUGCCGCUGCAGUUGUCUUUCCAGGAAAAUUAGAACUGGGCCAUGGAUUAAAUGGGGUGGAAUCUUUGCUUGCAUUGGAUAUUAAAUUAUUCCAUGUGUUUAUUCCUAGAAUGUUUCAAAAAUGUUGUUUGGCUGCAGAAGCUUGUAAUGUUGGCACGUACUGCCAAAGGUAGGAAGGUGCUCUGUUGCUAGUGCCAAUGCAGGCUGAAGGCUUCAGAUCUAAAAUACUUUCCAGUAUGCGAAGAGCUUCCUCAGAGCUAAACUAGAUGAGAUGCCUGACAUGAG